Molecule: messenger RNA, 1440 nt
Organism: Closterium sp. Naga37s-1
Lineage: Eukaryota; Viridiplantae; Streptophyta; Zygnematophyceae; Desmidiales; Closteriaceae
Source: the annotation of a GenBank genome assembly
AUGGUGAAGGACGUUAGAGCGCCGGGCUUCCGCGAGAAAUGGCGGCAGGACGUGCCGGUGCUAUACGAUUGGUUCUUCAACCACCACCUCAUGUGGCCCUCGCUCUCCUGCCGGUGGGGCCCGGUGCGCGCGGAGCACGGCGCGUACAGCGAGCAGUACGUGUACAUCAGCGAGCAGACCGACGGCACCGCGCCCAACACGCUUCUCCUCGCCAACGUCGCCGUGGCGGACAACGAUGCAGUGGCACCCAGCCUGCUAGCGGACUUCGAGGAGGACGACCCAUCGGCGCUGGUGGGAGUGCUCAAGGCAGUGCAGCACCCGGGCGAGGUCAACCGCAUCCGCGAGUUGCCGCAGUUCCCGCAGAUCCUCGCCACGCACACGGACGCACGGGACGUGUUCAUCUGGAACAUGGAGUCGCAGGACGACCGCAGGAAUGACGCCAAGGGGGACGGCGCUGCCUCCGACAAGCCGUCUGUGCCCGACCUGGUGCUGCGGGGGCACACGGACGUGGCGCAGUUUGCGCUGGCGACAGCGGCGAGCGACCCGUUUGUGCUGAGCGGGGGCACGGACCGGCACGUGGUGCUGUGGGGCCUGCAGGACCACGUCUCCAAGGCCAGCACCGACGAUUCGUCGGAGCUGGCAGCGCCGGUGCUGCACUGCAGGGAGACGUUCACAGGGCACCGGGCGACGGUGGAGGACGUGCAGUUCAGCCCCAGCGACGCACGGCUGUUCUGCUCUGUGGGCGACGACUACUGCCUGCUGCUCUGGGACACCCGCCGCGGCACCACGCCCGUCAACAAGGCAUGCGCAUGCGCCUGGGGAAGGGCAGGGCGUGCUGGGUUGCUGGCUGUGCGGUUGGGGGGGAGGGGGGGAGUGAAAGGGGGGGAGGGGCGAGCAGGAAGGAGAGUGGAGCGAGCACACAACGCGGAUCUGCACUGUGUGGACUGGUCGCGGCUGGACGACAGCUACAUCCUGACGGGGUCUGCCGACCACUCGGUGCGCCUGUUUGACCGCCGCAAGCUGCCCACGGCAGGCCACUGCACGCCCGUGCACACCUUCAAGCACCACCUCGACGCCGUCACCUGCGUGCAGUGGCACCCAUCAGCUCGGGGGGUGUUUGGCAGUGCGGGGGACGACGGGCUCAUCCAGGUCACAGACGCAUCGCACAUCAUGGGGGCACCAGGCGACAAGCCUGGUGGAGGGGCAGCGCAGGGCCGCCAGAUGAACAUGUUCCAACACCUGGGGCACCGGGAGAAGGUGUGUGAGUUCCACUGGAACCCCCAUCGGCCGUGGACGGUGGUCAGCACAUCCAUUGACUCGGGCCGGAUAGGAGGAGGCACCCUGCAGGUGUGGCGUAUGCAUGACCUUUUCCAUCUUCCAGAAGAGGCUGCACAGAAAAAACUCGAAGGCAUGAUUGGCUCGACCCCAAGCAAGAAGUAA